UUCUUCUAAAUCCUAAAAAUUGACUACUUUUCCAAUUACUGGUCCUUUGGCCAAUGUGCGUGGUAGACUUAACUCUGUCUUGCUCCGAUUUCUCCAAUGGGAACGCGGGUUAACGAUUGACAGAAUAUUUAGCCAGUGGCCCUGUGAGUCCCUCCCAUCUCCCAUUCCCCGAAGGGUGACUCAUCCGACGGAGAUGGCGAUCGAGGCCUGACUCUCCUUCACCCAGACGAGGGACCAAUGGGGUGAUGGGGGCGGGACUCGGGGGAGGAGAUUGUUUACGUCUCGCUCGGGAGGGGAAAGUAGGUCAGAGCGCGGGGCUGGAUCGGAGCGCGGCGGUGGCGGCGCCUGAGAUCUUCUCCACCAUGGCCCGACGCACCCGCAGCAGCCGGGCCUGGCAUUUUGUUCUGAGCGGGGCCCGCCGGGAGGCAGAUGCCCGAGCUGUGGCUUUGGCCUCUGGCACCACCAACUGGGGCUAUGAUUCUGAUGGACAGCAUAGUGAUUCGGAUUCAGAGGCAGAAUUCCCCUCCCUGCCGCCUUCCAUCCCAAGUGCCGUGCCUGUGACUGGAGAAUCCUACUGCGACUGUGAGAGCCAAAGUGAAACUCCGUAUUGUGCCAGUCUCCACACCAGCCAUCGAAGCAGGGACUGCCAGUGUGGGGAGGAAGAUGACUAUUUUGACUGGGUGUGGGAUGAUCUGAACAAAUCGACAGCCACUCUGCUAAGUUGUGACAACCGCAAAGUCAAUUUCCACAUGGAGUAUAGUUGUGGCACUGCAGCCAUUCGGGGGAACAAGGAGCUAUGUGAAGGCCAGCAUUUUUGGGAGAUCAAGAUGACUUCUCCAGUCUAUGGCACUGAUAUGAUGGUUGGUAUUGGGACAUCAGAUGUAAAUCUGGACAAGUAUCGCCACACAUUCUGUAGCUUGCUGGGCAAGGAUGAAGACAGCUGGGGCCUCUCCUAUACAGGACUUCUCCAUCACAAGGGUGACAAGAUGAGCUUCUCAUCACGGUUUGGCCAGGGCUCCAUCAUCGGGGUUCACCUAGACACUUGGCAUGGGACACUGACCUUCUUCAAAAACAGGAAAUGCAUAGGAGUUGCUGCCACCAAACUGCAGAACAAGAAAUUCUACCCCAUGGUCUGCUCCACUGCCGCCAAAAGCAGCAUGAAGGUGAUCCGCUCCUGUGCCAGCCUCACUUCUCUGCAGUAUCUGUGUUGCUACCGCCUGCGCCAAUUGCUGCCUGACUCUGGGGACACACUGGAAGGAUUGCCUCUGCCACCUGGCCUCAAGCAGGUGCUGCACAACAAACUGGGCUGGGUCCUGAGCAUGAACUGUAGUCCCCUGCCAUCGCCAUCACCUAAGGUGGCAGCAUGCUCGGGGAGCCCUGAGGCCAAGCCAUGCCAGAGGAAGAGGUGUCGACGGACUUAACUUAUUUUCCAAUGAAAACUGCCAUGUUGGGCUUGGGGUGGCUUCUCUUUCUUUUCCCUUUCCUCCAGGCACUCUUGGGACAACAGGGAAGGUUGGGAGGGGAGGUUGCCCAUUCCCACUCUUGGGGCCAGCUCCACUGGUUUGAAUUUGCCAAGAUAGUCCCUUCAUUCAGGAACUAGUUUAGAUCACGGUACCUGCUCCUCACCUGGACUGGAAGACUGUGCCAUGAACCCCAAGAGCAUCAGCUUGGAAAUAGAUGAUCACAGUAAGGCUCCUUGAGCCCUUAUUCUGGACUUAGCCCAAGGGUCACUCCAGGUCCUCUUUAGGGUGGUGGAGAUUGCGCUACUGCCUCCCUCUGGGGGACAGCUUAUGAUCACUCCUACCCUGAGGGAAGGUUGGAUAAUGCUGCAGCCCAGCCUCAGCUGAGAGGGGCUAGGAGAAAAGUCUGGUUAAUAUUAAGAUGUGUCUUUGUUCCCUCCUCUAUCCCUUGGGGCUUCAGAUCUAGGAUUUUUUUUUAAACCUGCCUUGCAUGUUGUCAGCUUCUGCUCCUGUAUCAGAUUGUAUCAAAUCACUGUAAUAAAGUCAAAAUAGUUUAUAUUGAA
Molecule: messenger RNA, 2023 nt
Organism: Monodelphis domestica (gray short-tailed opossum)
Lineage: Eukaryota; Metazoa; Chordata; Mammalia; Didelphimorphia; Didelphidae
Gene: SPSB3
Product: splA/ryanodine receptor domain and SOCS box containing 3
Biological process (GO): proteasome-mediated ubiquitin-dependent protein catabolic process
Cellular component (GO): SCF ubiquitin ligase complex
Molecular function (GO): protein binding
Source: RefSeq, a predicted model, not a curated record